This is a messenger RNA of Helobdella robusta, 165 nucleotides long. RefSeq lists its product as hypothetical. The annotation marks the transcript as partial. Gene Ontology annotation, biological process: signaling. NCBI's taxonomy places the organism in Eukaryota, Metazoa, Annelida, Clitellata, Rhynchobdellida, Glossiphoniidae. The record is from RefSeq and is a predicted model, not a curated record. The transcript has a single exon.
GAAGGUCAAGGUGAGAUCAGAGUGUCAAUCGGGAAGGCUGAGUUGUUGAUGAAGGAGAGGUUCAGUCAGUUCCAGUCUCUCAUUGAGGAUCACGUGACUGGAAGGAGUGCCAAGGAGGUGACCUCACAAGACUUGCAAGGGUUCUGGGAUAUGGUCUUGUUUCAG